Molecule: messenger RNA, 6199 nt
Organism: Epinephelus fuscoguttatus (brown-marbled grouper)
Lineage: Eukaryota; Metazoa; Chordata; Actinopteri; Perciformes; Serranidae
Gene: nrg2b
Product: neuregulin 2b
Exons: 14
Coding region: 656-2968 (770 amino acids)
Biological process (GO): nervous system development; intracellular signal transduction; animal organ development
Molecular function (GO): signaling receptor binding
Source: RefSeq, a predicted model, not a curated record
GUGCGCGCUACUGUUGCAUCGCCUCACCGGAUAACCGCUGCUAUCUCAUCCUGUCCGUCUGUUCCUCCCCGGUUUUCUGUUCUCUCUUUUUUUUAUUUUGCUCACCAACACACGGAUUUGCAGGAGUGGGAGUCUUUUGACGAUCGAAAUAAGUGGAUAAAGGACCAAACCGUGUGCGUGGAGUGCGUAUCGUUUCUUGUGAUUCCCUAUACGCGCAAGCCGCUUUUUUCAUUCCAGAGAGGCAAUGCGCCCACCCAUGCGAUGCUAGCCUAUUAGCUGGAGAGAGAGAGAGAGAGAGAGAGAGAGAGAGAGAGGUUUCAGCCCUGGAUUCGAGAGGAGGCUAAUUUACGAGCCUUGUUUUGCCUUUCAGGAAAAGGGGAGAUAAGAGGGGGAGGGUGGUUGGUGAAGGAGAAUGCAGCAAUCACAUUUUUAAGCAUGCAGAAGCGGGCCGUUUCCGGUUCCUAGGCUGGUGUGUCCCCCCAUCCGAGGCCAGCAGCCGUAUGGGGAAAGCAGCGGCAGACACAGAUGGCAUGGACACUUCCACAAGGUCUGCCGCUCUGCCCUGCCUGCUCUGCCGGAGCCCGUUCGCCGCCGUCUCUCUCUUCCAGCUCGCUCCGCCGCCCAGCAGCACUGCAGCACAGCACAGGCUGACGGCAUGAGGCUUGAUCCAGUGCAUUUCUCCAUGCUGGUCAUCGGGGUCUCCUUCGCCUGUUACGCCCCGAGUCUCAACUCCCUCCAGGACCAGGCGUACCGAUCAGCCGUGGUCAUCGAGGGCGAGGUGCGCUCCUCCCCGGAGAACGUCUCCUCCCGGGAGCCCUACAGUGUGAAUGUCAAAGUGCUGGACGUGUGGCCCGUCAACAGCGGCGGCCUCGAGAGGGAGCAGCUCGUGACCGUCGGGGACUUCGGUUCCGAGGCCCCGUGCACCACGGUGGAGAAGGACCACAGAUAUAUCUUUUUCAUGGACCCCACCGCUGAGCCCUUGGUAUUCAAGGCAUCGUACGCCCCUGUGGACGCCAGUGAGCCGGAGCUGAAGAAGGAUGUGGAGAGAGUGUUGUGCGAGGACUGCGCCUCUGCUCCUAGGCUUCGGCUAAUGCGAGGCCAGUCUCUGGUGGAAGGGGACAAGCUGUACUUGAAGUGCGAAGCGACGGGGAAUCCCAGCCCUUCCUUCCGCUGGUACAAAGAUGGACAUGAGCUUCAGAGAGGCAGAGACCUCAAGAUAAAGACCAACAAAAAAAACUCAAAGGUGCAGAUCAGUCGUGUCCGUGUGGAAGACUCGGGCAACUACACCUGUGUGGCUGAAAACUCACUAGGACAAGAAAAUGUCACGAGUAUUAUCAGCGUGCAGAUCUUGACCACCACCACCCCGUCUCCAGGUGUGAGUCAUGUGAGGCGCUGCAACGACUCGGAGAAGGCCUACUGUGUCAACGGAGCAGACUUGACCACCACCACCCCGUCUCCAGGUGUGAGUCAUGUGAGGCGCUGCAACGACUCGGAGAAGGCUUACUGCAUCAACGGAGGAGACUUGACCACCACCACCCCGUCUCCAGGUGUGACUCAUGUGAGGCGCUGCAACGACACAGAGAAGGCCUACUGUGUCAACGGAGGAGACUGUUACUUCAUUCAUGGUAUUAACCAGCUGUCCUGCAAGUGUCCCAAUGACUAUACGGGGGACCACUGUCAAAACUCCGUCAUGGCCGGUUUCUACAAGAUUCUCAGAAUUAAAUUAAUGGAGGCUGAGGAGCUCUACCAGAGGCGGGUGCUGACGAUCACAGGCAUCUGUGUGGCGCUGCUGGUGGUUGGCAUCGUUUGUGUGGUGGCCUACUGCAAAACCAAGAAGCAGAGGAAGAAGAUGCACAGUCACCUACACCAGAACCAGAAUCAGUGUGUGGAGCAACCCAACCGCAUGCUGGCCAAUGGACCCAACCACCCUGGUCCCGGUCCCGAGGAGAUCCCCAUGGUUGACUACAUCUCCAAAAGCGUCCCAACGACAGAGUGUGUGAUCAGCCACGGAGCUGAAGGUGCAGGCAACUACGCAGGCAGCCGAAUGUCUACCCGCUCCCACCACUCUACCACUGCCUCACAUGCUUCCAGACACGAGGAGCAGACGUGGAGCAUGGAGCGAACAGAGAGUAUGAACUCAGACUGCCAGUCAGGUGGGCUGUCCAGCUCUGUAGGAACCAGUAAGUGCAGCAGCCCGGCAUGCAUGGCGAGGAGGGCCGCCCACUGGGGCUGUGCGGACAUGUCUGGACCGGGAAUGCAGUACGGGGAUUCAUACGACUCUCUAAGAGACUCGCCUCACAGUGACAGGUACGUGUCGGCGCUGACCACGCCAGCACGGCUGUCCCCGGUGGAGUUCCACUACCCCCCGUUGCCGCCCCAGGUGCCCACCUUCCAGAUCACCUCACCCAACACAAGCCACGCCCUCUCCCUGCCCCCCGCUGCUGCCGCCUACCACAGAGACGACGACCAGCCGCUGCUACGAUGCCCAGAUGACGGAAGUUUAUACAGACAGCCCCGGCGUCCGCGGCGACCAUACUUGACGGAGAGCACAGGAAGUCUACCGUCCAGCCCCUACCGUCUCCCAGAUGACGAGGCCUACGAGACCACGCAAGAGUACGCCUCUUCACGGGAACCCAUCCGGAGCCGGCGCCGCCCGAGACGCAAUCGCCUCAAUGGACACAUCUCCCAGCGUUCGACAGGCCUACGGGACUACAGCUCACAGAGCUUCAGCCAGUCAGAGGAGGAGGAGGAAGAGGAGGAGGAAGAGGAUGCUCACGGGGAGAGCACGCCUUUCCUUAGUAUGCAGAACAUGAACAUGGACCCACCUUUAACGGUUCCGGGUUACCGCUCGUCAUCCGGUGCGGACACACGGACUCACCGCGGGCUGAGUCGGCCGGGGACACGCAGCAACGGGCAGAGCCGCGGCUCCCAGUCGCAGCGCUCCAAGGCUGACAACAUGCCCCUUUAAGACUUAACCCCCUCCCCCCCGCCACCACCCACCCCUCCACCUCACACACUCCCCUUCCUCCUACACACAACCAGUGGACUAGAGACCUGCACCUAGGAGAAAUAUUUUUAUUUUGUAUAACAGACAGAUAUUCUAAACAAAUGAAAUAUUUAUUUUCAUUUCAGCAAAAAUUGUCUACUAGCUAACAGCAAAGACUUUUUUUAUAACGGGGGGGAAAUAUUUAUAUGUAAAGUUUUUUGAUUUACAGCAUUAUGAGAGAUGAAAAAAUAAGAGAAUUACGUGCCAAUUUUUUCACAAGUUAGAUAAAUAGAAUAAUAUUGUGGUGCCUUUUGCUGUAUGCUGAAGUCGGAGGUCCCAUUGAGUUUUUGUAGCCUUUCUUAUAAAGACUCCUCGUUUUUAUAGAGACCAACCCUCUUCCUUCCUUUUGCUUUGGUUUUCUCUCUGAUUUGGGAUCUUCCUCUUUUUGAACUGUGAUCUGAUUAUGUCAUCAUGCAAUAUUGAUUCCUCCUGUGUAAAAGGUGUCUGUUUACAUGAGUAUGAUCCACGCGAUGCGCUCGUUUCACAGGGACAUUAGUCACUGACGCAACCGGAAGUGUAGGGUAGUUUUUCUUGGAUGAUUUUUUUUUUGGACGAAUCACAUUGGUCAUUUAUGUCCUCGUUCGCUGCCUGUCAGUCAUUUGUUGUUAUUUCUGUGAAAACAAGAGUGUUAGGGAAUUGUUGAGGGGAAGUAAUUCCAGAUUCCUGUGUCGGUGUUCAGGGUGCUGCCAUGACAUUGGUGGUGGUUGCAGUGUAUGUGUGUGUGUGUGUGUGUGUGUGUGUGUGUGUGUAUUUACACCUCAUGAAGCCUCAUUUGGUCGGCGCCUCCGUUCACCUCAGAAAGUGUGGUCCCUUGUUUGACUGACAUGCUCCUCUCACCAAUCCUCACGCUGCCAGAAGCUCCAUUGCACUGUAAGAACCUCCCUCCGUGAGCAGUCAUUGGCCAGGGAGCUGCCGAUCCAAACCGAACCUAACCAAUCCAGUUGUAAUCCAGCCUGACUCUGGCCUCCCGUGGACUGCCCAGCCCGCCCGUUUCCUAUGCCAGCAGCUUAGAGCCGCACUGUGUCUCAGGACUUCCCCAUCACAUCACAGCCAAAAGACUCAAAGCAGAGAGCGCACGUCAUCUCAGUCACAGUUCAGUCCGCAGGCCAGAUCCACGUCCCCUCACUGUCCUUCCUGUCUGUCCAUCAGGUCUGUUGCGUUCACUCGUGGCCAUGAUUAAAGGGAGCGUGGGUGAAAAAACUCUUGGAAUCAGAAGGGAGAUUAAGUUGCUUUUUUAAUUUUACUUAAAAGGUUGUGUGUGUGUGUUUGUGUAUGCAGGCAUGUGUGUGGGUCACGAUGACGAUGAAAAAAAUGAUGCGGAGACCAUAUCUGUUCACUAUGUUGCAGGGGCGUAGCUAGGAAUUCUGGCCCCCCCUGAGAGGAGGAUAUUGCUCUGGGUUCCCCCCUUUUCUUUCUCUUUUUUUAACUUAUAUAAACCUACUGGAAACUUUACGGGCCCUCUCCAGCUGUGGGCCCCUGGAAUCGCCACCACCUUUCACCCCUGUAGCGAUGGCACUGCUCUCAUGGGGGACAAAAAAUAGUUAGCGGGUCACUGCGUGCAGGUUCACACUGCUAGAGAGCGAGUUUCUGAGUGUGAUUCUACUUUUUUUUCUUUAGCUCACAGCCAAACGGUGGUAUAUGAUAAUACUUAUUACUGCAUCCUUGAUUUGCAUUCCUAUACCUUUUAUUGAUUGAACUUCUUUUGCUUGGUCAUAUUGACUGAAUGAUCUAUUAUCUGUCUGUCUCUGUCUGCCCCCCCCCCCCACCUCACAUCACCCCUCACCUCCAUGUCUUUCUCACCCCCUUACCAACCUUCAGAAGCAACUAGCGGAUGAAUUUAGGGCCCAUCUCCAGAUGAGUACACUGAACAGCACACUGACAGUAGGCUGAUCACGUCAGAAACUCUUCACCUUCAGAUAUACAUCGGGUUUAGAGACCCCUUUCAAGCUCACCGAGGUAAAUGAUACUGUGUCAGAUACAAUAUGUGUCCCUAUUAGAGUUGAUUUCCAAUACGUAGAGUUCUUUUCCUUCUUUUUCACACAGGAGAUGCAUGGAUCACAGAUAUAGAAAGUAUCUUAAAAAUGGCGACAAACCCCCCUCAGAUUCAGGGGAAUCAUGCUAGAAAUUUAUAAAAACAUUAUUUGGGUUCACGGCCCAAAGGUCUGGCUAGUUUUGUCUUAAUAUCACUGUAAUCAAUCUGGGAUUUGCAAUGUGGAAAUACUGCAAGUGAGGGUAGUGUGCUUCUAGAGCUAGUUGAAUUGUUAACACCCCCCUCCGCCCUCUUUCUCCUCACCCUGCACUCCCCUUUGCCCUUCACAUACACACAUACAUUUCACAUUCCUCACACAAACUGACACACACACACACACACACACACACACACACACACACACACACACACACAUAUGCACACACACAAACACAGAGCCCUACCAUGUUUGUGUUUGUCAAGCAGUUUGCCUUCGUCUUUUUUACUCCCUCUUUCCUCCCCUCUCUCUCCCCUUCCUCCCUUUCCCUACCUCCCUCUCCCCUCUCCUCCCCUCUCCUCCCCUCUCCUCUCCUCUCCUCUCCUCUCCUCUCCUCUCCUCUCCUCUCACCCCGACCCCUCUGCAUGUCCUAGUGGUACUGGUAGUUGGGUGCAUGGAAAAAGCAGCAAGCAAAUCGUUUUUCCACUCGGUGAAAAAAUAAAAAAAACGUGUCUUCAUUUUAACAUUCAGCAAUAAAUCCCCUUCUCUUCAUGUCCAUCAUUCUUGGAAUAUGCUAGAAGAUUUUUUGCAAGUUUUAUCAAAAACAUACUACUUGUAAAAGAAGAAAAAUCCAAAACCACCCCUUCAUAUGGAAAAUAAAACUUUAUUCCUACCAUUUUGAAACAGUCCUGUCGUCUUUGUAACAAAGAGCAACUGUUCUUUCUUUUUAUUUAGUUUUAUUCAGAAGAGGUGAUGAUAAAAUCAAGAAGUCAGUGCACCAAAUUUACAGUAUGAGAGGAGUUGCAAAGAUAUGAGCAGUAGAUGGCGGGAUUUACCUUGGCUAUAAUUUGAUGGUGCCUUCUGUAUGUUAGUACACGGGUUCCUCAACCUGGGGGUCCUGAUACCCACUAGGGGUUGCCAAAGCUUCACAGGGAGUCCAGAGACCGUCUUGAUUUUAAGGGGUGUG